Messenger RNA from Dermacentor silvarum, 1068 nucleotides. RefSeq lists its product as uncharacterized. The transcript is spliced from 2 exons. The record is from RefSeq and is a predicted model, not a curated record. Lineage: Eukaryota; Metazoa; Arthropoda; Arachnida; Ixodida; Ixodidae. Bases 31 to 1068 code for a protein of 345 amino acids.
GGCCUUGCAGAUGCUCCAGCGAGGGCUUCAAUGCAAAAUGUCUUGCAGUUUAAUGGGUGCUAUGGCUGUUCAUGGUGCCUCCACCCUGGAGAGUUCAUUGAAGGUGCAGUAUUAUCUCUCUUAUGUGUGCGAUGUAAAGUUGUUGGAUGUCUGAACAGUGCUCUAAAAACGAUGUUUUAUUCUCCAGGUAGCGUCAAGUACCCUGUCACAGUGACUGCUGGAGACAGAGAUGCAGCUAUGAGGUUGUCAGACAUGAAAAUGGCAGCAGCUCUUCAGCGCACUGUCAAAGGUGUAAAAGCACCUUCGCCUCUCAUUAAUGUCCCUGGCUUUGACGAUGUGGGGAGCUUCCGUCCUCGUUUUAUGCACACUGUGUUGCUUAGUGUCGUGUGCCAGAUGACAGAUAUUUGGUUUUCAAAUGUGGGCAAAGCGCAGUACAUCGGAAGUGCCGGGACUUUAUCUGAAAUAGACGAUCGGCUCCUAAGCCAGAGACCUCCAUUUUAUUAUAACAGAACGCCAAGGUCCCUUAAGCUGAGAAGGUAUUGGAAAGCGUCCGAAUUGGAGGCUUGGCUUCUUUAUUACAGCCUUCCAUGCCUGAAAGGUAUCUUGCCAGCUGAGUUCCUUCAGCACUUUGCACUUUUGGUGUCUUCCGUCUACAUUCUCUUAGAGCCAUGGGACAGCAGAGGAUGUAGAGGACAGCAGCCAAAAAAAAAAAAACAAAUCACGCAAUUUGGGGUAAUGACCCAGUGUGACUAUGGAGCAGGUCAAAUGACGUCUAAUGUGCACACAUUGCUGCAAUUUCCCAAGAGCGUAGUGCUGCAUGAGCCACUCUGGGCAGUUUCGUGCUUCGAGUUUGAGAAUUACAUGGGGCACCUAGUAAACCUAGUGUCAUCUUCCAAUGGCAUCCCAUUUCAAAUCCUCUCCCGCAUCCUCUUGCUGAACAACUUUCAUCGGCUUCAGUCCAUGGCAUCACAUGAAGCCAAGGAGUUAUUAUGCGUGUGCCAGCACUUAGACCUCAUGGUUGUUUCUGGGCACAAUAGUGGAAGUGCAGCCGACUGGUGCAUCUACUGA